UCUAAGUCAACAUCCACAGCCGACGGAAAGAUGAAGCUGUCAGGCUGGUGGCUGGUGUCUGUUUAUGUCACGUGUUUCCACCCGUCUCUCAUUCUGGCCAUAAAGCGGAUCAUAGUGAAUUACUCAUCUCAGAACCUGUCUUCAGUUCCCCCCGGCCUCAAACCGUCUACGGAGGACUUGGAUCUGUCACUGAAUCGCAUCCAGACGCUGAGCGCCAAAGACUUUAGCACAACACCACGGCUACACUUCCUCAAUCUGUCCUGGAAUAUACUGGAGAACAUAGACAGGGAUGCAUUUAACUCAACGCCGGCUUUGGAGAUCUUGGAUCUGUCGCACAACAAACUCCAGAACCUCUCGGACCAACCGUACCUGCUUAAAACGGGACGUCUACAGUUCGUAGACUUGUCGUCCAACAUGUUUUCCGUCAUGGCACUAGGAAGGGAAUUUUCCACCUUGAAACACCUGCAGUGGUUGGGCCUGAGCGCCAAAUCAAUCAGCAACCAAGACUUCACUUACAUUGCCAAUCUUACUCUGAAAACGCUCUUUAUUAAUGCAAACAGCCUACAGACGUAUGAGGAGAACAGUCUUACAGAAGUACACUCCGAGAAAGCCAUCAUUGCAUUGUCCAAGAGCGACCUUGAUAUUGCAGUCGCUAAGGAUGUUUUUGCAGCAUUUAAAGAGGUUGAAUUCACUCAACCGGACAGCGGGAUGAAGGUCAUCCAGCAGAUACACCGCAGAGGAAUCCUACGCACCGUUAGCUUGGAAAUCUCCAAAGUGGAAACCACAUGGGAAGUUCUAACAAGCGGUGUAAACACAAUAUUUCAGUCUUCGAUUCAACAGCUUUCUUUCUCAGACCUUACGAUGACAAAAAUGGAAGGCGGCACGCUGUUGUCCACGAGCCACAUAAUGGAUUCCUUCUCUACAACUCGAGCAUCCGUAACCGAAUUCAUCUUCAAUCAAAAAGAGCUCUAUGACUUCUUCAUAAACAUGCCCGCAAGAAACGUCAGUUUAACCCAAACGCCCAUCAUCUUCAUGACCUGUCCUUGGACUGUUAGCCAGAUCGAGGUGUUGGACUUGUCCGAUUGCGCCCUUACAGAAAACGUCUUCUCGGUUGAUCCGGAUACUGAAUGCAGUACACUUACAAACCUAGUAAAGUUGGUUCUGAGGGGCAACAACCUGAAACUCCUUAGACCUCUGACCUCAAGAAUCCAUCUCAUGGAAUCGCUUCAACACAUCGACCUCAGUCAGAACACACUUACCUAUUCAGAGGAACAAGGCAAGUGCGUCUGGCCUCCCAAAGUUGUCCAACUGGAUUUGUCUUCGAAUGGGUUCGACCAGAGCGUCUUCAAGUGUUUGCCCGAUUCCAUACGGAUCCUAAACCUUCAGAGUAACCGAGUGACCACAGUUCUUUCAGAUCUUCGGGUUUUGGACGACUUGAGGGUCCUUGACCUCAUGGACAACCGUCUUCUAGACCUUCCCUCCUGCCAAGCAUUCCCAAAUCUGCAGAAACUCUCGGUAAGAUCCAACUCAAUUAAUUCGCCUUUACCGGGAGCCCUCGAGACUUGUCCGCAUCUGGAAGAUCUUGACUUGAGCCGUAACUCCUUCAUCUGCACGUGUGCUUUGCGUGAAUUCGCCGCUCUCAUCAAAGACCGAGCAACACGACCGAGAGGAGAAACUCUUGGUUUGACUCUUGGCCACUGGCCGGAAGGAUACCGAUGCAGUUACCCAGAAUCCUGGAGCAACUCUUUACUAGAAGACUUCUACCUUCCUGAGAUCUCCUGCAACGCCUGGAUCCUGGCUAUCACUAUUCUGAUCCCGACAAUCACUCUGGUAGUCGCCAUUAGCCUUAUUUGCCAUCGUCUGGACGUGCCGUGGUACCUCAAGAUGAUGUGGAAAUGGACGCGCGCCAAGCACCACGCAAUAACUUCCCAAAGGAAAACGGAAGACUUGGAGGGGUUGUGCUUCCAUGCGUUCGUAUCGUACAGCCAAAAAAACGCCGACUGGGUCAAAUCUCAAUUUCUUCCCAAGCUCGAAGGCGACUACGGCUUGCGAGUGUGUCACCACGAGCGCGACUUCAUCCCGGGAAAGACGAUCAUCCAGAACAUCCUCCGAAGCAUCGAGCAGAGCCGAAGGUGUGUUUUCGUGCUCUCCUCUCAUUUCGUCCAGAGCGAGUGGUGCCACUACGAACUCUACUUCGCCAAUCACCAGCGGGUGACGCGAGGGAUGGACAGCAUCAUUCUCAUCCUGCUCGAACCUCUGCCGUUGUAUCUCAUUCCCUCAAAGUACUACCAGCUCAAGUCUAUGAUGUCCAGACGCACCUACCUAGAGUGGCCACCAGAGGGAGCCAAGCAGAAACUCUUCUGGGCAAAUCUCAGAGCCGCUCUGCAGGCCGACCUUCCCAGUCCGUCAGAGAGAGAAGAAUAGUGAUUAGAGGAAUUUUACUAAUAAUUUCAUUGAGAAUGUCAAUCGGAUAUUUAUUUAAAGCAGUUGUUCUCAACCAGGGGGCCAUGGCGAACUUCCACAGGGGCCUCAAGAUGAUUCAAGAAGUCAAAAAUCAAGAUGUUUAUCAUUCACCCCCUCAACCUG
Molecule: messenger RNA, 2586 nt
Organism: Sinocyclocheilus anshuiensis
Lineage: Eukaryota; Metazoa; Chordata; Actinopteri; Cypriniformes; Cyprinidae
Product: toll-like receptor 1
Exons: 2
Coding region: 31-2424 (797 amino acids)
Biological process (GO): toll-like receptor signaling pathway; immune response; inflammatory response
Cellular component (GO): plasma membrane
Molecular function (GO): protein binding; transmembrane signaling receptor activity
Source: RefSeq, a predicted model, not a curated record